AUGCGUAUUCCCGUAGACCCGAGCACCAGCAGGCGCUUCACACCCCCCUCCACGGCCUUCCCCUGCGGUAAGAUGGGCGAGAACAGCGGGGCGCUGGGGGCCCCCGCACCGGGCGCCCGGGCUCGGCCCGAGGUCCGCUCCGUCGUGGAUGUACUGGCCGACCACGCCGGCGAGCUGGUGCGCACCGACAGCCCCAACUUCUUGUGCUCGGUGCUGCCGUCCCACUGGAGGUGCAACAAGACGCUGCCCGUCGCCUUCAAGGUCGUAGCCCUCGGAGAUGUGCCCGAUGGGACGGUGGUCACGGUGAUGGCAGGGAACGACGAAAACUACUCGGCGGAGCUCCGCAACGCCUCCGCCGUGAUGAAAAACCAAGUAGCAAGAUUUAACGACCUCAGAUUUGUUGGGAGAAGCGGCAGGGGAAAAAGCUUCACCCUGACGAUCACCGUGUUCACCAACCCCACCCAAGUCGCUACCUAUCACCGAGCCAUUAAAGUGACUGUAGACGGACCCCGGGAGCCACGAAGGCACAGACAAAAGCUAGAAGACCAAGCCAAACCCUUCACCGACCGCUACGGGGAGCUGGAACGGCUGCGCCAGUCCAUGAGAGUCACCCCAACAACACCCAACCCCCGCGGAUCCCUCAGCACCCCAAGCCACUUUGGGUCCCAGGCUCAAACUCCAAUACAAGGCACGUCAGAUCUGAGCCCCUUCUCUGACCCCCGGCAGUUCGAUCGCUCCUUCCCGACGCUGCCGACUCUCACCGAGACCAGGUUCUCCGACCCGCGGAUGCAUUACCCCGGCGCCAUGUCCACUGCCUUCCCUUACACCGCGACGCCCUCCGCCACGGGCAUCGGGGGCAUCAGCAUGACCAGCAUGCCCACCACGACGCGUUUCCACCACACUUACCUGCCGCCCCCCUACCCCGGCUCCACGCAAAACCAAAGUGGACCCUUUCAGGCCAACCCCUCUCCCUACCAUUUGUACUACGGCACGUCUUCGGGCUCCUACCAGUUCUCCAUGGUGGCGGGCGGCGAGCGCUCCCCCACCCGGAUGCUCUCUUCUUGUACAAGUGCCUCAGCGGGGAACAACUUAAUGAAUCCCAACCUGGGCAAUCAGAACGACGGGGUGGAUGCGGAUGGGAGCCACAGUAACUCACCGACGACCAUGACGACUACUGGGAGGAUGGAUGAGUCGGUCUGGAGACCCUACUAG
Molecule: messenger RNA, 1212 nt
Organism: Gavia stellata (red-throated loon)
Lineage: Eukaryota; Metazoa; Chordata; Aves; Gaviiformes; Gaviidae
Gene: RUNX3
Product: RUNX family transcription factor 3
Exons: 5
Coding region: 1-1212 (403 amino acids)
Biological process (GO): hemopoiesis; regulation of cell differentiation; neuron differentiation
Cellular component (GO): nucleus
Molecular function (GO): ATP binding; RNA polymerase II cis-regulatory region sequence-specific DNA binding; DNA-binding transcription factor activity, RNA polymerase II-specific
Source: RefSeq, a predicted model, not a curated record